AUGGAGGGUCAGGGAAAGGAUAAUCAUGCCUAUGAAGGUAGUGAAUUAGAUCUGACAAGUCGAAAUCAGCACAAUGCAGAGGGAACAAAUGAGGAUCCCGAAGAAGUAAAUGGAAACCUCAAAUAUUGUUCCCCUGAUGGAGAUCAACCUUCACCAGCAGUCGAUAAUGCCGCUAAUAGUGAUGAAGAAAAAUCGUUGCCUGGCAGUACCGUUCAACGCGAUCAAUGGGGCAAAGACAUAGAAUUCCUGAUGUCAUGCAUCGCAAUGUCCGUGGGCUUGGGAAAUAUCUGGCGCUUCCCAUUCGUCGCCUACGAAAAUGGCGGUGGAGCUUUUCUAAUUCCGUACAUAAUAGUCCUUUUCUUGAUUGGAAGACCAAUGUACUACUUAGAAAUGGUCAUUGGACAGUUCUCCAAUUACGGAUCAAUCAAACUGUGGAGAUUAUGUCCAGCAUUCAGAGGCGUUGGUGUUGGACAACUCUUCGCGAACCUGAUGGUGCUGUGCUACUACUGCUCUCUAUUGGCGCUUACUACUUUCUACUUCGUGAUGUCUUUCAAUUCCGAGUUGCCGUGGUCACGGUGUCGUCCGGAGUGGGGAAAUAUCUGCUUCGACUCCGUGAAAGGCUCAGGCAACAACACAGUGAAUGUAACAGGGAAGAGAAGUUCGUCUGAACUAUACUUCCUGAAGUUCGUGCUCAAUGAACCUGAAACCCUGGAUGAAGGUAUUGGAGUUCCGGACUGGCGCCUCGUACUUGGGUCUCUCUUCUCUUGGUCCACGGUGGCACUAGUUGUGCUUCGGGGUGUGAAGAGUUCAGGAAAGGCGUCCUACUUCCUGGCUCUCUUCCCGUACGUGAUACUGAUCACGCUUCUUGUAAGGGGCGCGACCCUGGAGGGCGCUGUUGACGGAAUACUGUUCUUCAUCACACCACAGUGGGAGCAGCUGGCAAAUCCAAAUGUUUGGUACGCUGCUGUGACGCAGUGUUUUUUCUCGCUUUCCAUGUCAUUCGGUACACUGGUGAUGCUAGCGUCAUACAACAACUUCAAGCAUAAUAUAUACAGGGAUGCUAUGAUAGUGACACUGCUGGAUACGUUCACCAGCCUACUGGCUGGUUUCACUAUCUUCUCCAUCCUAGGAAAUCUUGCAUAUGAAAUGGGUGUGGACGACAUUUCUGGAGUUGUAAGAAGCGGAACUGGCUUAGCAUUCAUUUCAUAUCCUGAUGCAAUAGCUAAAUUUGAUGCAGUUCCUCAGCUGUUUGCUGUUCUGUUCUUUUUUAUGUUGUUUGUGCUGGGAAUUGGAUCUGUCGCAUCAAUGGCGAACUGCAUUAUCACAAUUAUCUGUGAUCAGGUCCCGUCCCUAAAGUACUGGGCAGUUGCCAUCACAUUAGCAGUUGUCGGCUUCUUGAUUGGAUUGGUUUAUAUCACACCCGGUGGACAAUGGAUUCUAAAUCUGGUUGACCAUUACGGAGUGACGUUAGUGGUGUACGUUCUCGCAACGAUGGAACUAGUUGCCAUUUGUUGGAUUUAUGGAGUUGACAGAAUUUGUCAGGACAUCUAUUUUAUGCUUGGAAGGAAGACCGGGAUUUAUUGGAGGCUUUGUUGGGGAUUCAUUACUCCAAUCUUCCUGAUGGUUGUGCUAAUAUAUUCCUUAGUCACAAACACGUUAACUACCUAUGGAGGCAAACUGUAUCCUGAUAGUGCUUAUGCGGCUGGUUGGGUUUUGUUUGCCUUUGGUGUUGUCCAGUUUCCUCUGUGGAUGGCACUGAGAAUUUUCAGGAAAAGAAAUAUUUCGUUCAGAAAGGUAUAA
This is a messenger RNA of Schistocerca piceifrons (Central American locust), 1800 nucleotides long. RefSeq names its product sodium-dependent nutrient amino acid transporter 1-like. Gene Ontology annotation, cellular component: membrane. Gene Ontology annotation, biological process: sodium ion transmembrane transport. The record is from RefSeq and is a predicted model, not a curated record. The transcript has 12 exons. The coding region runs from base 1 to 1800 and encodes 599 amino acids. Gene Ontology annotation, molecular function: L-amino acid transmembrane transporter activity. Lineage: Eukaryota; Metazoa; Arthropoda; Insecta; Orthoptera; Acrididae.